AUGUCGGAGACAAUGCAAGAGAUCGUCAAGUUUCGCGAAAUGAUUGAGAUGCACAUAGAACGCAAGGAUCCUCCGAUGAAUACUGUUCCGGAAGAGCAUAAGCCUCUGAUUGCCAAGCUGGUCCACGAAAGCGACAAGACCCUUCAAGCACUGGUCAAGCACGUACACAAAGAACUCUUGCCAGCACACGAGGACGAUGACGAAGAUGCAUCAGAGACCAUUACAUUGGCCCUUACCCCCGAAGCCGUCGAGAAAGCCAUUCAGUCCGUUGCUAUCAGAAAUAACUAUGGACUCGACAAUUGGCCGGGUUAUGCUAAAACACCCGCUGCGCUCUGUAUUUGGAGAUGGGAGCAUCCCGGAAAGUCCUCUACCAAGGGCAAGGAGAGAGUGGAAGGCAAUGUUAUCGUGAUUGACGACUUCGAUGAUGAAGAGACAGCAGCUGAUGUUGACAUGAGGGAUGAGUCUCUGAGCCGUUGCAACGUUUCUGGCAUGACAACAGAAGACCGACUACGCGAUGUGCUUAAACAUAUGCCUGCAUCGCUAUGUCCCUCACAUCGAAGAGGAUCCCCAGUAGCCCAUCUAAGGAGCUGUGUCCCUUACUCCGUGCGCAACAUCAUGACUCAGCUUAACGAAGCUGAAGUUGCAGGAGACGACUCACAAGUCCGCUCUCUCCUGUUACUACUGCGCGAUCGCACCAAGAUUCCAAUCAAGGUGCUGAUAUUCGAUGAAGAUGCACGACCAGGGUAUUUUGGGACGUGGACGCGAAACUCACGAGAGGUCGGGCCGCGCGCACCGUUUGCUCGCGACGUUCUCUCGCUGGACUACGCAUACGACAGUGGCGAAGAGUGGGAGGAGGAAAACGGGGACGCGGAUGAUGUCGUCGAAGAUGCAGAAGAAGACGAGGCCGGUGACGAGGAAGAUUCGGACCUCGAUAGCUGGCUGGUUGAUGAUGAUGACGUCGAGGAUCCUGGCACGCCAAUCGACAAGCGGGAAAGCUCUCCAGACCUAUUCCUGGACGUACCAAUGCCCGCGCCUCCAAUAGCAAAACGGAAAGCAAGCGAAGAGAAACCUAAGCGAAGCAAGAAGCGGAAGGUGGUCGUGCCUCUCGUUCCUUUCACCAAGGGCCCAUGCUGGGAGACGAAUAUCGGCGACUGCUUGUAUGAACCGUUUGCUCCAUAUCGGAUACACUUGCUAGAUGAUACGCCGUUUCCUAUCGACCCCUUCACCUUUGUCGCGGGGAGUAUAGAGUCGGUGACGACAUCGUCGAAGGAUCGUGUCACUACACAGGACGGCUUCGUGGUCCCCGCGCUUCCUCCUCGUCUUAAUGCACCCAAUAUUGCCACGCCUUCUGCGCAAGCUUCUCAACCAGGUACAAAGCGGCCCCUACCGGCGCCCAAAACAGCAUUUCCUGAAGCUCACCUGCCACUCCUGCUCGCACGCAUCAACAGCCUCGCAACGGGCAGUCUGCCAUACAUAGUGGAGGCAGUCCAUCAGGAGCUGAAAGAACAGCGUGUGAAGAAGAAUUCAAUUGAGGCGAAGAUUAGGGAAGUGGGCGAGAAAUGCAAGACCAAGAAGAUUUGGGUGGUCAAGCCACAUUUUAAGGUAGCGAAUGGCUUGGCGUUAUGA
Messenger RNA from Postia placenta MAD-698-R-SB12, 1626 nucleotides. RefSeq lists its product as hypothetical. Gene Ontology annotation, biological process: nucleosome assembly. Lineage: Eukaryota; Fungi; Basidiomycota; Agaricomycetes; Polyporales; Adustoporiaceae. Gene Ontology annotation, cellular component: CAF-1 complex; nucleus. The coding region runs from base 1 to 1626 and encodes 541 amino acids. The transcript is spliced from 7 exons. The record is from RefSeq and is a predicted model, not a curated record.